Olea europaea var. sylvestris is the source of this 513-nucleotide messenger RNA. RefSeq names its product ankyrin repeat-containing protein BDA1-like. The transcript has 3 exons. Gene Ontology annotation, cellular component: plasma membrane. Lineage: Eukaryota; Viridiplantae; Streptophyta; Magnoliopsida; Lamiales; Oleaceae. Gene Ontology annotation, molecular function: protein phosphatase 1 binding; protein phosphatase regulator activity. The record is from RefSeq and is a predicted model, not a curated record. Bases 1 to 513 code for a protein of 170 amino acids.
AUGGAGACAAUGGAAAAUAUGCUUUUCGAAGCAGCAGCUGAGGGAAAUGUGAAUUCAUUGAAGAAGCUGCUUCAAGAAGAUCCAAUAAUUCUUGAUAGAGUAAUAGUUAAUAGUUACUCUGAUACUCCUUUGCACGUAGCAGCAAUAUUGGGACAUAUUGAUUUCGUAGUUAAAGUGUUGUUACCAGCUGAUCCUCUAAUGUGCCUAGCUCGAGAUAGAAAUGGGCUGACGCCUCUCCAUCUGGCAGCCAUCAAAGGCUGGAUUGAAACCGUGAAACAGUUGGUUCAAGCAAAUCGUGAUGCAGCUCAAGUGAUCGUGGGUCAAGGGCAGACUAUUCUGCAUUUGUGUGUGAAGUACUAUCAGAUUGAGGCCUUAAAGCACUUGGUGAAUACCAUUAGAGAUCAAGAUUUCACAAAUUGUAAAGAUAGUGAUGGAAACACUAUCUUACACUUGACAAUAGCUGUAAACAAGUUGAGGGAGAAUUUAGAAUCGAAAACAAAAGAGAAGCUUUAA